AGUUACAAUUAAAAUCAACAGGACCAGAGAAAAUACAUACCAAAUAGCCAUAAUGUAAAUACAAGUGUUGUGUAUUUUUAAUUAAUGCUGUGUAAUCAUAAUACCUAAACUUGGUCCCAGUAAAAGAUAGAAUAUAUCUUUGUCCUUUCUAUGAAGAAAUGGGAAGAUCACAGGUUCUGAAUACCGCAUACACUGGCUCCAAUUUUGUUUAUAUGUUGGUUAGUUUGGGAGGAAAGCUUUUGUUUUCCCAUUCUUUUUUUAAGUGCAUCACUUUCAGACACUCUUUUUUUCUUUUUUUAAUAAAUACAGAAUACUGGGGGUGGGAUGUCUAAGUCUGGGCCAAUUCAAAUCCAAUCCCACUCUUGAGAAAAACCAUUCCAAGCACGAAAUCCACUGGAAAUGUCUCCGUGGCAUCAUCUUUAGAUAGGGAAGAUGGAUCUCGGACUAGCUGAGGCAAACAUCGCAACAACAACAAAACUAACAACUGAGUCUGUAACUUUCGCAGCUAAGAAAGUGCGUGGCGGAGCAGCCAGAAGGGCGGAGAAGGGGUCCCGGGACUACACUCACUCCGCAGCCACAGACCAGCUUCCAGGCAGCAUGAGUCAAAUGCCUAGGAAUUCCUUGAAAAUUAUUCUGAGGCAGCUGAAAUGCCACUUUACAUGGAACUUGCUGAAGGAAGACAUUGAUCUACUUAAUCUGGAAGAUACAAUAAUUGACCAGAUUGAAUUCCUUGAUAUGAAAUCCAAAGUCACCCUUUAUAACCUCCUGGCCUAUGUCAAACACCUAAAAGGUCAAAAUGAAGAGGCUCUGAAAUGCCUAAGACACGCAGAAGAGAGAAUUCAGGUGGAACACGCUGAUCAAGUGGAAAUAAGAAGCCUUGUGACCUGGGGAAAUUUUGCCUGGGUCUAUUAUUACAUGGAAAGAUUUCCCAAAGCCCAGUAUUAUGCAGACAAGGUGCAGAAAGGUUACCGGAAAUUGCCCAAUUCCUCCCGCUAUAAGAUCGAGUGCCCAGAGGUUUAUUGUGAGGAAGGGUGGGCUCUGCUAAAGUGUGGCAGGAAGUAUUAUGAAAGGGCCAAGGCGUGUUUUGAGAAGGCCCUGAAGAUAGAACCCGACAACCCCGAGUUUAAUUCUGGCUUUGCCAUCGCAGCCUAUCGUCUGGACGAUAAGGAAUAUUCCUGUCAAAGGGUGUCAUCCCUCGACCCUCUCCGCAGAGCAGUUGAACUCAAUCCGGACAACACGUUUGUCAUGGCCCUUCUUGCCCUGAAGCUUCAAGACCUAAAACAGGAAGCGGAAGGAGAACGCUACAUCCGGGAGGCCUUAGAGAAGAUGUCCUCCCAGCCCUACGUCCUUCGCUACGCGGCCAAAUUCUACCGGAGACAAAACUCUCCCAGCAAAGCUCUGCAGCUGUUAAAAAUCGCCUUACAGGCCACACCCACGUCUGCGUUCUUACAUCACCAGAUAGGCGUUUGCUACAAAGUCCUGAUGAUCCUGGUGAAACAGUCCACCAAGAAGCGACCCCGGGAAAAAGAGAAAGAGAAGAGGGAGCUGAUUCAAUCCGCCAUCUUUCACUUUCGAGCAGCCAUGGAACAGAAUUCCAUGUUUGUGUUUGCCUAUACAGACCUCGCCAACAUGUAUGCCGAGGCUGGUCAGUACGAAAAGGCAGAAGAUGUAUUUCAAAAAGCCCUUCAUCUGCAGCACGUGACGGACGAAAACAAACAACAGGUCCAUUUCCAUUACGGCCGCUUUCAGGAGACUCACCGGAAAUCGGAGGAUAUUGCGAUGUACCAUUACUUAGAAGGCGUCAAGAUAAAAGUGGAGUCUUCUAUUACCUCCAAACUGAUAAGUGCUCUGCAGAGACUGGCCACGCGGCGCCUUUACGAGAAUGCCGUGGACGUAAAGAGCCUGGGCGCCCUGGGCUUCAUUCACAAGCUCAAGGGACAAAAGAGACAAGCCAUCGAGUGCUACGAGAGAGCCCUGAAGCUGGAUCCCGAGAAUGGGGACUUCAUCAGUGCCCUGUUUGAGCUGCGGCUCUCCUUUUGAAUUUCCCAGUUGGUGCUGGGGAGCUUUAGAAGCUUCGUUCCCAAGAUGAAAUGAAAAAAAACAAAAACAAGAACAAAAAAAAAAAAAAAAAAACCCGGCAAGCCUAGGUAGAGUCAGGACAAAAAGCCCUCGAGUUAAAUGCUGAGCAAGGUGACUCGAUCCAUCCCC
Molecule: messenger RNA, 2208 nt
Organism: Gracilinanus agilis (Agile Gracile Mouse Opossum)
Lineage: Eukaryota; Metazoa; Chordata; Mammalia; Didelphimorphia; Didelphidae
Product: interferon-induced protein with tetratricopeptide repeats 5-like
Biological process (GO): defense response to virus
Cellular component (GO): cytosol
Molecular function (GO): RNA binding; protein binding
Source: RefSeq, a predicted model, not a curated record